AUGAUGUUAACGAAUUUAGCUGAUAUUCUUCGUGAAGCUGGUCUUACUGUGGAAGAAACUGAUGAUUGGAAAACACGUGGUCAUGGCAAAAUGACUUCUGUUAAGAGUAUUAUUUGUCACCAUACAGCUGGUCCUGGUACAGGUGAUUAUCCUUCAUUGAAAAUUGUUCGCGACGGUCGAAAAGAUCUUGCUGGUCCACUUUCGCAACUUGGAUUAGGUCGCAGUGGUAAAUGGUAUGUUAUUGCAGCUGGUCUUUGUUAUCAUGCUGGUGUUGUUACUGAUACUUUAUUGUAUUCAAAUGCAAAUGCUAUUGGAAUCGAAGCAGAAGGAACCGGUGUUCCAUCGACUGAUAGCGGACAUACUCAUUGGCCCGACGUACAAUAUGAAAGUUAUUUGCGUGGUGUCAAAGCUCUUCAGAAAGCUUUUAAUGUACCAACAUCACAUGUAAAGGGACAUAAAGAGAUUGCAGCACCAGCAGGUCGUAAGGCUGAUCCUAAUUUUUCAAUGGAUGAAUUUCGUGCUGCUCUUGAGUAA
Adineta steineri is the source of this 534-nucleotide messenger RNA. The record is from the annotation of a GenBank genome assembly. Lineage: Eukaryota; Metazoa; Rotifera; Eurotatoria; Adinetida; Adinetidae.